This is a messenger RNA of Aspergillus fumigatus Af293, 1599 nucleotides long. RefSeq lists its product as uncharacterized. The record is from RefSeq and is a predicted model, not a curated record. The transcript has 3 exons. Lineage: Eukaryota; Fungi; Ascomycota; Eurotiomycetes; Eurotiales; Aspergillaceae. The coding region runs from base 1 to 1599 and encodes 532 amino acids.
AUGAAGCUACACUUUUUCUGCGGGCCUUUGUCCGCAACACUUCUUGUCUUGUUGUUGUUGUUGUUUCUACUGCAGGCCAGAACCGCAGUCUCUAUUCCCACGCCGGUGAAUGUCACUACCGACGCCUCUCUUCCCCUUGCUAAGCGAGGCUGCUUCCUCAGCAAACAGGACACGGACGAUCUUCCUGUCUGCACCACGCUGAGUGUCCAGUAUUUCAACGAGUUGAUCGCGGAUUACAACUUUUUACCCCAAAGAGACUGUCUGUUCUACCUUGGUCUUGGAGGGGGUAAGGGCCAACAGCUAGCGAAACAGUGGUACUGCCAGAAGCGCAGCUUUGGACGGGGAGCGGUCUCUUGGGAUACCGCACUUCCCCAAAAACUUCACAGUGACAUGUUCAUGAAAUACGCCGGCAAGAAAGGGCCGAAGAUCGGAGAUCCAUCCCAGGAAGACGAUCUGUUUGGCAUCAGUGCAAGUCUCUUGUCACAGGCGAUGGGCGAAAGCUGCAACGGAAAUGUGUACUUCUUCACCCCCACCGCCAAUGAUGGAAGCGAUCCAAUCACCAACGUGUGGUAUCAAUUUGAAUACCCGGCCUUGACACGCGAUUCCGCGGCCCGGUCUUCCCCCGUCCUAUCCAUUCUCAAGGUUGAUCCUACCCUCACCGACGCCGAUGGGAACUUUCUCGAUGAAGGAACAGUCAUGUGGACCCCGGCCCACGGCCCCAGCCCGAAUGCCCCGCUUGGCGAUGGGUAUUCCUUCACUUAUCAGGGAACAAUGCCUACCAUCACCACCACUGACGGGUAUGCCUUUACCAACUGUGGCCCCUUGACAACGACUUUCACGGCCCCCGCCAGUUGCGCUACUGCUACGGGGAACUAUCUGAUUGGACUUAACACGACAGCUCCUGUCUGGGAAUAUGCGGUGCAGUGCUCCACGCUGGGCUACACCGGCUGCAUCCCCACGGGGACCGCAUCCCUCCCGACUACUCUCAAUGACAACCCGAAUACAAUUGCGACUCAGGUAUAUUUCUCCCCUGGUCUGUACUGCCCUGCUGGAUGGGCUACGAGGGGUGUCGCGGUCCGCGAUGCCAACAAUGGCCUCAGCGCAUCGGGCAUCCUAAGUGCCCGUCCCACUCCCACUCCCACAGUUUCGAUCCCAACUGCGGCCCCCCAGUGGGAAAACCCGGCGACGCUGUUGAUGGGUCUCUUGGACCCGAGUGAGACUCUUGUGAUGUGUUGCCCAGAGAUCACAGAGGGCUGCCGGCGCGAGAUGCCCGCGUCGGAUGUUGGCGUAUCAACCGAGACCACCGUCGUGGGAGGGACGACGUCCAAGCACGUCGAGAAUAUCAUCGUCGCUACGCAGCCGAUUAGCGUCGUGUCGACAACGUUCAGUCCGUCGGAAACCUCUAAGCUCGUUGCUGUGUCGGUAUUGCCGAUGCUCUCGCUUGUGCAUCACCAGUCCGACCUCCCGACUGCUGCAGCCAGCAAGACUGCGGCGGCUUCGAGUUCCGCCGCAAGAGCUGCUCCGAACGCUGUGACCUGGGGUGGAUUAGGUGCUUUGUUCGGUGUAUGUUCAGUGGUGUUACGUGCUGUUUUGUUCUGA